GCAGAGGGAAAUAUGGCGGAUGGUGAGGAACCGUAAGUGCCCUGGAGAAGAAAAGAAGGAGGCUAGAGGAGCUGCUGGCGGAUGGGUUAGUGCGGGGCUGCGGGCGCGGGGGCUCCCGGCCCGGGGCAGGCAGCGGCAGGCAGGGCAGCCCAGGGCGGCCGAAUGGCUGUUGAUGGUGGGUGUGGGGACACUGGAGACUGGGAAGGUCGCUGGAACCAUGUAAAGAAGUUCCUCGAGCGAUCUGGACCAUUCACACAUCCUGAUUUCGAGCCAGGCACUCAAGCUCUUGAGUUUUUGUUAAACACAUGUAAAGUACUAGUUAUUGGAGCAGGAGGAUUAGGAUGUGAACUCCUGAAAAAUCUGGCACUAUCUGGUUUUAGACAGAUCCAUGUCAUUGAUAUGGAUACUAUAGAUGUUUCUAAUCUCAAUCGACAGUUUCUGUUUCGACCUAAGGAUGUCGGACGACCUAAAGCAGAAGUUGCCGCAGAAUUCCUUAAUAGCCGCAUUCCUAACUGUGCUGUUGUAGCAUACUUUAAAAAGAUUCAAGACAUGGAUGAAAGCUUCUAUCGACAAUUUCAUAUUAUUGUUUGUGGGCUGGACUCUAUAAUUGCAAGAAGAUGGAUAAAUGGCAUGCUGAUGUCAUUUUUACAUUAUGAAGAUGGUGUCCUGGAUCCAAGUUCCAUCAUACCUUUAAUAGAUGGAGGGACAGAAGGUUUUAAAGGAAAUGCUCGUGUGAUUAUUCCUGGUAUGACAGCAUGUGUUGAAUGCACACUAGAACUCUAUCCUCCUCAGGUCAAUUUUCCCAUGUGUACUAUUGCAUCUAUGCCCAGACUACCAGAGCAUUGUAUUGAGUAUGUCAGGAUAUUGCAGUGGCCAAAGGAGCAGCCUUUUGGAGAAGAUGUUCCUUUGGAUGGGGAUGACCCUGAACAUAUACAGUGGAUUUAUCAGAAGUCCUUAGAAAGAGCAUCGCAAUUUAAUAUUAAAGGUGUUACUUACAGACUCACCCAAGGUGUUGUUAAACGAAUUAUUCCAGCAGUAGCUUCUACAAACGCAGUAAUUGCAGCUGUCUGCGCCACUGAAGUUUUUAAAAUAGCCACAAGUGCAUACAUUCCUCUUAACAACUACUUGGUGUUCAAUGAUGUGGAUGGAUUAUACACAUACACAUUUGAAGCUGAAAGAAAGGAGAACUGUCCAGCCUGCAGCCAACUUCCCCAAAACAUAGAGAUUUCCCCAUCAGCUAAACUGCAGGAGAUCUUGGAUUACUUGACAAAUAAUGCUUCAUUGCAAAUGAAAUCUCCAGCAAUCACAGCAACCAUGUAUGGGGGGAAUAAAACACUUUACUUACAGACUGUAGCUUCAAUUGAAGAACGAACAAGGCCGAAUCUUUCCAAGACGCUGAAAGAAUUGGGGCUUGUGGAUGGCCAGGAACUUGCAGUUGCUGAUGUUACUACACCACAAACUAUGCUGUUCAAACUUCAUUUUACUACUUAAUUCACCCAUAAGUAAACUACUUAUACAGAGGAAUUUAUAUCCAACUUAUGAAACAAAUGUACAUUGUGGAUGUUAAAGUAACCUGAAAUGUUCAUGUUAGUGCUAGCAUUGUUGAAGGUUAGAUAAUCCAAAUGAAUCACCAUAUUUCAGAAUUGUAUUUAGAAGCCAAUAUUUGGUGGAUUGUAUUUGUAUAAAUGCUUAAUAAUGUACAGAACCCUGAUGUAUAGGAAUACAUUCUUUUUCCAGUUUUUGUUGUCAAAAUGUUAAUGCUUUCACACACACGAAAAUUUUAGGGUGGCCAAAAUACUUGUUUUAUUGUUGAAUUUGAACACAUGCAUGCACGUGAAGAGAUACCCUUCAAAAGGGACUACAGAAAUCUAGGUCUAAAUUUAAACACUCCUAGACAUUUGCUGAGUCACCUUACUGACCCCUUUUGGUUUUAGAUUAAAAUAAGCAUGUUUCCUCUAUUUGAUCAAUCUAUAAAAGGUGUUAAAUAUGGAAGAGAUCGCUUAGUUCACAAGCGAUCUUUACAAAAAGACAAACUUGAAAAUCCGGUCAUGUAUAUUUGCAAUCCACAAACGGCUGCUGCGCGUAGUAUUGCAGGAUUAUGUUCAGGUAUCACUGGUGCUGUUCCGAUAUUUAUUAAUAAAAACCAUAAAGAUA
Rhea pennata is the source of this 2154-nucleotide messenger RNA. It is a transcript of the gene UBA3, whose product is annotated as ubiquitin like modifier activating enzyme 3. Bases 163 to 1491 code for a protein of 442 amino acids. The record is from RefSeq and is a predicted model, not a curated record. The transcript is spliced from 18 exons. NCBI's taxonomy places the organism in Eukaryota, Metazoa, Chordata, Aves, Rheiformes, Rheidae. Gene Ontology annotation, molecular function: NEDD8 activating enzyme activity. Gene Ontology annotation, biological process: protein neddylation. Gene Ontology annotation, cellular component: nucleus; cytoplasm.